Messenger RNA from Varanus komodoensis (Komodo dragon), 3494 nucleotides. It is a transcript of the gene ITK, whose product is annotated as IL2 inducible T cell kinase. Gene Ontology annotation, biological process: B cell receptor signaling pathway; adaptive immune response; intracellular signal transduction. Gene Ontology annotation, molecular function: non-membrane spanning protein tyrosine kinase activity; ATP binding; protein binding. Bases 95 to 1957 code for a protein of 620 amino acids. Lineage: Eukaryota; Metazoa; Chordata; Lepidosauria; Squamata; Varanidae. The transcript has 17 exons. The record is from RefSeq and is a predicted model, not a curated record.
CCUCCGGCUUUGCCCUUCCUGGGCUCCUGCUUGGUGUUCUGGGACCAAGGCAGGUGCUCUUCCAUUCCAGAAGAGGACCACUGCCUGCGGAACCAUGAACAACAGUGUCCUCCUUCAAGAAGAACUCAUCAAAAAGUCCCAGCAAAAGAGAAGAACUUCUCCAUCCAACUUCAAAGUUCGAUUCUUCGUUUUAACAAAAUCAAGCCUGGCAUAUUUUGAACAUCGUUCUGGGAAGAAGAGAAUUCUAAAAGGCUCUAUUGAACUGUCCAAGAUUAAAUGUGUAGAAAUUGUGAAAAGCGACAUCAGUAUUCCAUGUCACUAUAAGUAUCCUUUCCAGAUUUUUCAUGACAGCUAUGUGCUGUAUGUGUUCGCCCCCAGCCAAACAAGUUGCCAGAAAUGGGUCUUGACUUUAAAAGAAGAAACUAGGAACAACAACAACUUAGUGACAAAGUUUCACCCAAAUUUUUGGAUGGAAGGAAGAUGGAGGUGUUGUGCGCAGGCAGAAAAGAUGGCAACAGGCUGUGUGGAAUAUGUUCCAUCCAAGACUGUCUCCAAGAAACCGCUUCCUCCAACCCCAGAGAAUAACCCGAAAUUAUUUAUAGACCCCAAGGACUCACUAGUAAUCGCCAUUUAUGACUACACUGCCCAGAAUCCCCAAGAGCUGCCAUUACAGUGCGGUGAAGAAUAUUAUGUUAUCGACAACUCUGAGGAGCAUUGGUGGUUGGUUCAAGACAAGAAUGGUCAUGAAGGAUAUGUGCCAAGCAGCUAUGUGACAAAAAAAUCAUCAGAAAAUCUGCAGUUAUAUGAAUGGUACAGCAAUAGCAUCAACCGAAGCAAGGCAGAAGUGCUUCUCAGAGAAGAGGGCAAGGAAGGAGCCUUCAUAGUGAGAAACUCAAGGCAACCUGGCACAUACACAGUCUCUGUCUUCACAAAAGCAUUAAGCAAUGAGAAUAACCCGGUUAUAAAGCAUUAUCACAUCAAGGAGACAAGCGACAGCCCCAAGAAGUACUACCUGGCAGAGAAGCACGUGUUUGACUCUGUCUGGGAACUGAUCAACUAUCAUCAGCACAACGCAGCAGGUCUCGUUACUCGUUUGCGGUAUGCCGUUUCCUCCCGGAGAGAAAAGGCACCUGUUACUGCUGGGCUAAGCUAUGGAAAGUGGCAGAUAAAUCCACAGGAGCUGACCUUUGAGCAGGAGAUUGGCGUUGGCCAGUUUGGGGUGGUGCAUCUUGGCUACUGGCUGAACCAGAUGAAAGUGGCCAUAAAGACCAUUCGCCCAGGGGCGAUGUCAGAAGAAGACUUUAUUGAGGAGGCCCAAGUCAUGAUGAAACUCUCUCAUCCCAAAUUAGUCCAGCUGCAUGGGAUAUGCAUGCAGCACACUCCCAUGUGCCUGGUCUUUGAGUUCAUGGAGUAUGGCUGUUUGUCUGAUUACUUAAGGAGGCAGCGGGGAAGCUUCUCAAAGGAAGACCUCUUGGGAAUGUGCCAAGAUGUGUGUGAAGGAAUGACUUAUCUGGAGCAGGCGUCUGUUAUCCACAGAGACCUGGCUGCUCGGAAUUGUUUGGUUGGAGAAUUCCAUGUGGUCAAAGUGUCCGAUUUUGGAAUGUCACGGUAUGUUCUUGAUGACCAGUAUACCAGCUCCAUGGGCACCAAAUUCCCCGUCAGAUGGUCAGCACCGGAAGUUUUCUCCUACAACCGGUAUAGCACCAAAUCUGAUGUCUGGUCAUUUGGAGUAUUGAUGUGGGAGACAUUCAGUGAAGGCAGAUUGCCUUAUGAGAACAAGACCAAUGCUGAAGUUGUGGAAGAAAUCAGUGCUGGUGCCCGUCUAUAUAAGCCCAGACUAGCCUCCAAUACUAUUUACAAACUCAUGCAGUGUUGCUGGAGUGAGAAGCCAGAACACAGACCUUCCUUCUCAAUCCUGCUGUACCAGCUGAAUGAAAUCUUUGAAUCGGAGCUUUAGCAAAAAGUGAAAGGACUCUGAGAAAAUACGAAAAGCACGCUCAGUCUUACGCAUGCACUGGGCAGAGGUAUCCAUCACUGGGAUCUUCUAGAGGCAGCCAACUUGGAACAACAAUUUCAACAGGAAACUGGCUUCUGUCUUUUAAGAAUACUGCAAGAUGCUUUCUGGGUUGUGCCUGAUAAUCCGAUCAACUGUUCGUUUUACAUGGUGACGGUGAUGGUGAGAGUAGCGAUGAGGACGACAACAAGAGAUCUGCCACUGAUUUAGAGAGCAGAAACUUUUCCUUUAAUGGUAAACAUUCCCAUCUGAAGGGAAGCUAAUGAUUUUGACCUUCCAUACCUGCUCAACACUGAAAGAGAAGAGACAGUUGUUUAUAUAUAAAAAAAGUUCUUAACAGCACAUUUAAAGUGUAAUCUUAAAACAAAACUAUUUGGAUCAACGGACUACAUAGGUCCAACAGGGACAUCAGGGACUAGUCACUUAAUCGUGUACAUUGCAAAGGUUACAAGGGGAAGGGUGCUUGCUCUUAGCCCAGUUCUACAGCUUGUUAAUCUUCCAAUGUGCCACAAUACAUUAAAAGUGUGGGGGCAGGAUAGAAAAUUCUACCCUAAGCUGAGUUUGCUGGUGGGAAGAACAGUUCUCAUAUAAUGCCUGGCAGACCACCUGCAGGUGGCAUUCUCGGGAAAAGCAGCUGUGGAGAGUGCUUCUUAUUAGUUUAAUAUCCACUGAUGUGGUACCGGGAAUAAUUGCAAUUUAAUCCCUUUGUAUGUGCAGUUAUAUGCAUGAUGGGCAGUCACACACAUUUUAAAAAGUAGAUGUAAAUAAAGCCUGUAAAUCCACCACAACUGAGCAUUAAUUCUGAGCUCAGAAUGAAGAUCCUUUUAUGUUGCUACCUGAAAACACAUCAGAAAAAUUAACCCAUUAUUUACUUGAUUACAGAAUGCUUUGCAUGAACUUAGUAUUUUAUCUGAAAGUAGCUUCUUUCAGGUAGAGGAGAAUAUCAUCAAUCUAGAGUAGGAAACUUAAGCAAAAAUCAGGCUUUGUGCUAAAAUAUUCAGGGAAAAGGGAAGAUCAGGAAAAGUCAUGGCAUUUUAAAAUUUAAUUCCAUUUCUUUUUGUUUCUUAGGUAUUAUGUAAGUAAAAAUGGUAUUGGUAAAAGACUGAAAACUAUGUAAUGAUUACAAUGACCCAUUCUUUUUCUCUUUGCCAAAUAUAACAAACUACUACAUUCUUUUUCACUUCACCUUUCUGUGAAGGAAUUUUUAAUUAGGGAUUUUUAAAUUUUAUUUUGAGGUGGCUCCUCCUACUGUCACUGCUUUUCAGUUCACUAUUUUUGUUUUCAAAAUGUGUCAGUAAUCUUCCAUGUAAAUACUAUCAUUACAUAAUGUUUCAAUGUACAUAUUUGGAUUUAAUAAGUCUAAACUGAGCACCGAAGAAUUGAGGCCUUUGAAUCCUGCAAGUUCCUUGGACUGCAAGGCGAUCAAACCAGUCAGUCCUAGAGGAGAUCAGCCCUGACUACUCAGAUACUGAAGAUGAGA